CUGUGCAUAUUUUAUAAAAUAGUGCACACUCGCGACGAUUGCUGUGCUCCAUUUUGUCCAUUCUGUAGGCUCAGCUCGCUGUUGACUUUGUUUUUGCUGUAGUGUGGCGGCUGCGACGUCUGCGACGGCGGUGGAGGUUCAUCUGCCGGCAAUGAGUUAAAAACGUUUACAGUCACAACGCUAUAAUUACAGAAGCCCACAAUGAACGAGGAAACUGAAAGCAAAGCGAAGGAGAAAGCAGACAGCGAAAGUGAAAGUGAAACUGUUUCCAAGGAAAAGUCCAAGGAUAACUCUCCCUCUGAGCCCGAAACUGAAAGUGAAAACAAAGAAAAGUCUGCGGAAGCAGCAAAUGAAGCUGAUAAAUCGUUGUCCAGUCAAACAGCAGGCGAUACAGAUACAAAUACAGAUACAGUCCAGGGUCAGGUCAAAGGUGAUGCCUCGCAGCAGGAUUUUGCGGACUACGAGCAGCAUGUAAGCUAUGCGGCCGAUGGUGGCGCCAUCUACACGGAUCCCAGCACAAAGCAAAAAUACAAAUGGUGCAGCACGCAAAACAACUGGCAACCUCUCAGUGAGGAUGAGGCGGCAACUGCGGGAAAUCUCUAUGAGAACGAGCAUUACAAAUGGUGCCACGAGAAGCAACAAUGGAUACCCAAGCAGACCAAUCCCACAACAACUGAAACGGAGCACUACAAAUGGGAUGAGGAGCAGCAAAAGUGGUUGCCAAAGCAAACACAGUCAGCUCCUGGCCAGGAUGUUGUCUAUGGCGUCGAUGAGAACGGCGAUCGUACGAAAACCGACAAAGAUGGUGCCGUCUUCUUUUGGGAUGCCAGCAAAUCCGCUUGGUUUCCCAAGAUUGAUGAUGAUUUUAUGGCACGUUAUCAGAUGAACUAUGGAUUCAUUGACAACACGAGCGCGGGGGAGCGUGAGAAGGCGGAACGCGAGGCAGCUGAAGAGAAACGCAAGGAGGAGGAACUGAAGCGGAUGACAGCCGAGGCACAGGCGGCCAUGAAUGCUCCGAUUGAGGGCAGCAAGGAUGCUGUUCCAUCAACGGCAACUGCUGGCAAGCGAAAAGCACAAGAACCGCCCAAAUGGUUUGAAGUGGAUCCGACGCAGAACACCAAAGUCUAUGUCUCCAAUUUACCACUGGACAUCAACAUGGAAGAGUUUGCCGAGCUGAUGAGCAAGUGCGGUCUGGUCAUGCGAGAUCCUCAAACCCAAAAAUACAAACUGAAAUUGUAUACCGAAAAGGAUGGACAAAUUAAAGGAGAUGGACUGUGUGAUUAUAUCAAGGUGGAAUCCGUAAAUUUAGCUCUGGAGAUACUCGAUGAGUAUGAUCUGCGUGGUCAUAAAAUACGCGUGCAGCGCGCGCAGUUUCAAAUGCGUGGUGAAUACAAUCCGGCGCUGAAACCCAAGCGCAAGAAGAAGGACAAGGAAAAGUUGCAGAAAAUUAAAGAAAAAUUAUUUGAUUGGCGACCCGAUAAAAUGCGCGGAGAACGUUCGAAAAAUGAGAAAACGGUCAUCAUUAAAAAUCUCUUUACGCCGGAGCUGUUUGAAAAGGAGGUGGAGCUCAUCUUGGAGUAUCAGAACAAUUUGCGCGAGGAGUGCGGAAAAUGCGGCAUAGUGCGCAAAGUUGUUAUUUAUGAUCGGCAUCCCGAGGGCAUAGCCCAGGUGAACAUGUCCACGCCAGAGGAAGCCGAUGUGGUUAUACAAAUGAUGCAGGGUCGUUACUUUGGACAGCGCCAACUUAGCGCUGAGCACUGGGAUGGCAAAACUAAAUACAAAAUCGAUGAAUCAGCCGCUGAGGCUCAGGAACGACUGUCUAAAUGGGAUGAGUAUCUGGCAGCUGAGGAUGCAGCCAAGCAGGAGGCAGAGGAAGCGAAAGAGGAAGGGGAGUCGGAAGAGGCGCCUAGCAGCAGUCCUCCGGCAUCUGAGGCCAUUGCCUAAGUUUGUUUUUAUUUAGUUUUCUGUGCGUACCUGCGAUCCUUGCCACGUCGAUCGAUGACCUCCAGUACAACCUCAUUGGCCAGCGAAUUGGGAUAGGUGACAUUCCAACGAUUGUAGAUCUUAUAACGAUUCGCCUCACUCACUUUUGGCAUCUUGUGCUGGCAAAUGAAACGCAAUUUGUCCGGGCAGGAGCGAGCGGACCAACGAUACUUCAAAUUUGGAUCGUAGACAGCGCAAUUGUUUUCCAAUGGCUUGCUGUUGGAGAUAAGUUGCACAUAGCUAAAAUUGUUGCUUUCACAUUAAACGACAUCCUCCAAUAAACAAACAACAAAAUUCAUUC
Molecule: messenger RNA, 2284 nt
Organism: Drosophila innubila
Lineage: Eukaryota; Metazoa; Arthropoda; Insecta; Diptera; Drosophilidae
Gene: barc
Product: HIV Tat-specific factor 1
Exons: 8
Coding region: 202-1944 (580 amino acids)
Biological process (GO): mRNA splicing, via spliceosome
Cellular component (GO): U2 snRNP; U2-type spliceosomal complex
Molecular function (GO): RNA binding
Source: RefSeq, a predicted model, not a curated record